Fusarium tjaetaba is the source of this 2079-nucleotide messenger RNA. Its product is annotated as triacylglycerol lipase II precursor. The coding region runs from base 1 to 2079 and encodes 692 amino acids. Lineage: Eukaryota; Fungi; Ascomycota; Sordariomycetes; Hypocreales; Nectriaceae. The transcript has a single exon. The record is from RefSeq and is a predicted model, not a curated record.
AUGAGCGGAACUCCUCUAGUUCUGCGCCCAAAAAGUGCAGGGUUUGAGGCCGGUCAUUUGCCUUACGAGUACAUACCACUCGGCGCUGGGCAGAUACGACUGCUGCGCCUCAACGCCGGCCAAGAAGGGGAUCAGCUCAAUGGCGAGCUCGUUGUCAAAAGCUUGGAAGAGCUUCCUCCGCGACAAAAAGCAGGCACUGCAGCUCAAACAGAUCCGAUAGACCCAGAGAAAUACGUUUGCUUUGACGCGAUCUCCUAUGUUUGGGGCCAGUCAACCUUCACAGACACCUUCUUCACCCCCCAGGGUUCCAUCCCCAUAACAGCAUCACUCGCUUCUAUUCUACGCCGACUUCGCGACGAGAAAACUUCCCACCUUUACUGGGCUGAUGGUCUUUGCGUCAACCAGUCAGAUCUGACCGAGAAGGAAGUUCAAGUGUCUCUCAUGGGCAUCAUUUACAGCUCUGCCAUAAAGGUUCUGUGCGAUAUUGGCGAAGAAACAGAGAACUUUACACUUAUACUCGAUGCCAUGGAGCGCUAUUGGAAACGAAACAUCCGUCGUGGACUUAUGUUGGGUCAGGGGACCUACCUUGUGCUCUCCGGAGAGUCAGCCGCAAAGCUCUUGGGUAUCCCAUACCCGACAGAUGAGGAGGCAGAUGCCAUUGAGGAUGUUGAAGGAAGCGAAUGGCCUGCGAGGUAUCUUGAAUUCAUCUCCGCGCCAUGGUUUCACCGCCUUUGGGUCGUGCAAGAGUUUGUCCUUGGACGGGAUGUAAUCAUGAUCGUUGGGCGUCGACACAUCCCUUGGGGGCAGCUCUGGGCAGGUACUUUAUGGUAUAGCGGAGUUAAAUGGCCGUGGGACCAAGCCGAGUACACCAACGAGGACAUAGUAGGCACUUUCACAUCAUACAACUCGAUGUGUUUUGUUCGUAUGACUCGACUCAUUGAUCUCAACACGUUACAUGGCCGUGAGUUAAACGGCAUUGCCAAACUACUCCCUGAUGGAACCGAUAUGAAUCAGGUAAAAUUGCCGUGGAACAUGGUGGCCUUUUCCUCCCACGACUGCAGUGUGCCUCGGGAUCGUUAUUUUGGUAUUCUCGGUAUGAUCGACGAGGACGACAAGGAGAAAGCACUCAGUCUUCGGCCUGAUUAUACUUGCCCGAUGAGGGACAUAACAAUGCGAUUCUGGAAAUAUGCAUUACAGACCGAUUCAGGAGGAGAUCUCCUGCUUUGCGCUGGUCUACCUGGUCGUGCCGAAGAAUACCCUUCUUGGAUACGAGAUCUUUCUGCACCAAAAUCAAUGAAGCAUGUUUGGCACGGACGUCCCACAAGUACUGCAUGGCAUGCAGCAGGGGGGCUAACAAACACGUGGUCUAUACGCUUCAGCAAAGAUGAUAGCGAUCAGUGUUUUGUUCAAGGGCAUCAUAUCGACGAUAUUACAGAAAAGUCGCCCGAGGGGGCUACUGAUCCGUUCAACUAUGCUGCACUGGCUCUCUGGAUUCAAGAAGCUUUCGACUUCUUCACCGGGCCUGAAUCGUCGGUCGAUGACUUGGAUACACUAUAUCCUCUAACUUCUGAUCCUGUACAUGAAGCGGUUCUGAAGGUGAUGUUGGAUUACAAUAAACAAGACACCAUGAGCCCUGAUGACGAAGAGUUCAAGGCAUUGUUGCGUGUGGGAAUGUCUUUGCCUUGCGUCGCCUUCUCCACAGAUGAUGAGCCAAAAACGACGAGCGAAGAGGCGGCUGAAACAGAGGUCGGCGUGGUAGAGUCCAUUCAGAGGAGGAUUAUUUCUGGAUUCCAAGAUGAAAUAUCCACUUUGCAGGGACUACUCUUUCGCAUACACAAGGUAAGGGGAUUGGGCUUUUAUAAAACCAAGAAGGGUCUAUUUGCUAUGCUGCCAAAGUUCGCUCGCCCCGGAGACUCUAUUUGGAUUAUCAGGGGAUGCUAUUUACCUGUUGCACUACGGCCAAGUGUAUCGCAUGUCAAUUCAUAUGAGCUUGUUGGAGGUGGCUAUGUGUAUGGAGUUAUGAGCGGGGAGAUGCUGGAAAGACCUGGCUUUGAGUGGCAAGAAGUCUCCCUCAGAUGA